AACUCGCAAACGGCUCAAAGUACCGCGCGAGCGAAAGGUAAAGUCAUCGAAUCGACGGAGCGAGGCUUGAUAGCCGAACCAUGGGAAACGAGAGCCUCAUCGAGAGGGAGCCCCCCAUACUCUGUGGGGGCCUCAGGUAACUCGCCACUCGCUCGAACAGUGCACUGUCGGACGCAAUACUUGACGCUUGUGGUUUGUGUUUGUGUCGUUGGAUAUCGCUGUCGCUCCUUGCCUUUCGAUUCGCGAGAAACUUGUCGAGCGUUUCCUCAGUUACGAGUGAUGUUUGCGUAGCCAGAUCGGCCAAGUAACGAACGAUACACGAAAUGUCGAUCGACCGAUUUCACAAGGCCGCGAGAGAAGGUGCACUGGACAUUCUGAAGGAAGCUACGAGGAAAGAUUGUAACGCGCGAGACGAAGGAGGAAUGACCCCGACGUUAUGGGCAGCCUUCGAAGGUCACAUAGAUGCCCUGAGACUGCUGGUCGCCCGAGGAGGCGAUCCGGACAAGACCGAUUAUUUCGGCAACACUUGCUUGCACCUCGCAGCUGCGAGAGGCCACGAAUUUUGCGUGAAAUUUCUCGUAAAGUUCGGUUGCAAUAUCUGGUCGUUGGACAUCGAUCGACACUCUGCUCGGGAACUCGCGGCAAUAAACGGCUGCGAGAGGAUCCUACAGUUCCUGGACCUCGCUCAGGCCGAUCAGGAAUUGAACAAUCGCAAGAAGAGCCGGCUGCUCCGGGAAAAGGCGGAGAAGGAUGCGGAAAAGAGACUGAAAGAGUACAUGAAAAAACAAAAGAUGGCCGAAAUUAGGGCGGAGAAGGAACAGAAGAAGCUGAUAAAGGACCGAGAACGCGCGAGAUCGGAUUUUGACGCAAUCAACGAAUUGAAUGCUCAAAGGCCCGGGGUAUUGACCUUUAGAGGCCGAAUGAAACCUUCGCCGACUUUCAGCGAUAUCGUCGGUACUACUACGAAGAGGCACGGUAGCACGGUUUGCCGGAAAGCUUUAGCGAAGAAAGCUGUCAACGACUUUAAAGUUGUAGAGGUCGAAGUGAACGGGAAAAGAUCCAUUCGAAGUUUGACUGGUGUCCGUCGGGAUUCCGAAGUUAUCUACGUAGGCACGUACGUAGACACUUCUCAGCCUCAGCAGAUGGGCAGAAGAGGCAAGAUCUCCGACGUAUGGGGCACUCUGAGCAAGUCGCAGAGCACACCCGAUUUGUUGGGUGAAAGGGUAUACGAGGACAAAGAGCAAGAGGACUCGAACGUUAUAAAGGACACCGCUUUCCUGCAGGAACCGGCUAGCAUCUUCAAUCGACCUGGUUUUGGAUCGGUGGCCUUCAGAAGAGCAAUAACAUCUACACUGGACAACCUACCAGUCACGCAGGCGGACCCUCAACUGCAAAACGACAGUCCUUCCGCGAAUGGUUCUACAAACGGAUCUAUAAACAGUAACAAGUUCAGCCCGAACGGGCACAAUGAGGAGAUCAGUAUAGGAAGUGCCGGCAGCCUGGCGCGUAGACAAAGCUUAUGGGACGAGGAUCUGCUUUCAGAAGGUGAAGAGACGGACGAGGAAUGGACACCUCUGCAGAGAUUUUUGCUCGCUAAUAAUCUCACGUCGAUACAGCCUAUUCUGGAAUCGGAGCAAAUUGAUUUGGAAGCUUUAAUGCUACUUACCGAGACGGAUAUAGCGGCCCUCAAACUUCCACUCGGUCCUAGGCGGAAACUCACCAACGCAAUCGCAAACCGGAAGAAAGCAUUAAACACGCCGGAGAAUGUAAUCAGGGACAGCAGAUUGUGAAAUAGUACAUUCCAUUAAUCAUAGGGGAUGAUGUACCGUCGAUCUGGCAAAUCAGUUUUCAUGCAAGUGCAAUUUCGUACAAGAGAUAAGAAUACAAGUGAGAAUUUUAAGGUUGCUUAUUAGAGGUCUAUAAAACGAGCGAGUAGAAAAUUAUUAAAAUUACAAUUAAAUGAUUCAACAGUUGUCAGAGUCAAGUUGAUGGUGAAUGGCGCUACUUUAACUUACUUUUUGCGCGCACGUAUAGAGGUAUUUUAUACGUCUCUUUAUACGUCAAACUGUUUCCAUCAAACUCUCUUGUGUGCCUUGUAUCUAUUAUUAUACUAUAUUAACGCCUACUUUUAUUAUAAUAUUUACUGUAACAAGAUAUCGCUAUUGAUUUUCGUAUACACGUAAUCAUUGUCAAGUAAUUAUUAUUGGCCAAAACAAUUCAAUGAAAAACGGUAGAAAAGAAAAGGAAAGAAAAGAAAGGAGAGGAGAGGAGAGGAGAGAACCAAGUACCGAUGGCAUUGAGUAAAUAAUAAAUAUUUUAUGCCAUAAUAAAAGUAACAAAAUACACUGCCAUAAAAUGCCGUUGUUCGGGAUCAGUGUGCGAAACUUGAAUUGGAGAACAACGUCUACUGUACAAAGUGGGAGAAUAAAAAUAUAUAUAGUAUGUACAGCACGUGUAGUCUCCAUCGAUAUGGAUUUGAAUGGACAGGAGAGAGACCAUAAAGUGCAGUGUGACAAGAGAACGCAGUUUCAUGUUUUUUCUCGUGAUUUAUUUGUAAAUGAUUAUCUUACAAACAAGAGGCGCAAAAAUAUACAAGCUUCUUAUGUUCGCAAGAAAGUAACAGCACCAUUUCACGCCUUGCCAUUGAUGAACGCGCGUAAUGUUCGAUCAAGGCGUCAUGUCAAGUGCAAGUCUCAUGUCACGGUACACUCGUUCUCGCAAAAGUGCACCAAUGCAACUUGCAGCAUACAGUGUGCAUCUCUCAUCUGAAUCGAAUCGAAAAGGAAAGAGGGAGAUACGCUAGUAAAAAAUUCUUUUUGGUGCUCUGCGUUCAUCGAAUAUACGUUUCUGCGUUUCUGCACGCGUCUUGUAACAUACAAAAUGUAAAUUCAAUUACCAUGAGGGAUAUGAUACAGAAGUGAUUCCUCCCGACUCUUUCAUCUUGUUGGAUCUUUAGCCUACGAAUACGCGAUUACACUGGUUCCGUAUCUUUGUACAUCCUCAAGUACGUAUGUCCGUGCCUUUUGGGAGAGAUGGAUGUCGGGGGCUUUUGUCGAUCCACCAUAUUUACAUUGAUGUACAUUUAUAAAUGUAUUUCCUCGCAUUUCAUGCAGUUAUCUGAUAGACGUGCUUUUGACAUUGUAUGCACCUCUUUUAUAUAUUCAAUCAUCAUGAGUAAUCUCAUGCAAUUUCCCUUGGAGAAAUUGUCAAAUUACUUUAGACGUGUUUUUGACAUAAAUUAAAAAUUACAUAACGUGUCUAAA
Messenger RNA from Ooceraea biroi (clonal raider ant), 3263 nucleotides. RefSeq names its product SAM_USH1G_HARP domain-containing protein Sans (gene Sans). The record is from RefSeq and is a predicted model, not a curated record. NCBI's taxonomy places the organism in Eukaryota, Metazoa, Arthropoda, Insecta, Hymenoptera, Formicidae. Gene Ontology annotation, molecular function: protein binding.